Messenger RNA from Prorocentrum cordatum, 3615 nucleotides. Lineage: Eukaryota; Dinophyceae; Prorocentrales; Prorocentraceae. The record is from the annotation of a GenBank genome assembly.
AUGUCCGAUGCCCGAUGGCAAGCUCGCGAUGAUUCGCGCUACCCUCAGCCCCUUUGGGCCCAAGCCUUGCCAUGCCGCGCCACGCCGCACACGGGCGAAAACAGGCCCGCGCCGCGCGGCUGCAGGCGGCCGGCGAUGCUACCCGAGGUGGGCGCGGCCCACGGCCCGGGGCGGCUGAGCCGGCGGCCGGGCACGGAGGGCGACCCGAGGCGCCCGAGGCAGAGGAAGCCGCCUUUGCAGUUCCUCGGUCCGGCGCGCCCCGCGGCGCCGGAGGCAAAGUCGGCCAGCCUCCGGUUGGGCCGCGGCGCGGGCGCGGACCUCGCAGCCACGUUCAGUGACGGCUUCGGCAUGAGGUCCGAGCCCGUUGGCGUCAGGCGGAGGUUCGAGCCCGUUGGCGUCAGGCUGGGCCGAGGCGCGGGCGCGGACAUGGCCGCCACGUUCGGCGACGGCUUCGGCACGAGGUCCGAGCUCGUCGGCCUCAGGCGAGGCGCGAGCGCGGACAUGGCCUUCACGUUCGGCCACGGCUGCGGCAUAAGGUCCGUCGCCAGCGCCCCGCAGCUCUCCUGGCGGCCGAGCCGCCGUUGCGCCAGCGGGCUGCUGCCAGCGCUCGGCGGCUCCGCCCGGCCGCCGCUCUCCUUCGAGGACAUGUACGCGAGCGCCAAGAGACGCACCGCCAAGAGGUCCGCCGACCUGCGCAAGGGCGGGCAGCUGCCUUCACCCAGCUCGCAGGUCAUGUCACCUACACCUUCACCGAUCGCCCUGCAGGACCUGCAUGGCGCCCCACACGGCGGCGGUGGCGUCGAGGGCGGGUCGGUGCAGAUUGGGCUCGUGGAUCCAGUGUUGCAGCCCUCCCUCGGUUUGGAGGCGCCGGAAGCCGCUGCCGACACAGUAGCGGAUCAAGGGCCGCACGCCGAGUGGAUAGCGAGCGUGAUGAGCCCCGAUGCGGCCCCGCCGCAGGUCGUGCAGGUCGCCUUCGAGGGAGAUGCCGCCCCGGAGCAGAAGGUCGACCACAGGAAGGUGAACACGAAGAAGCAGCCCGCCCUGGGCUCCGCUGCGGCUGCCCCGGACGCCAGCGGGGGCCCGCACGAGCCCUGCCGGUCCUCCAAGAGCCGCCAGGUCUCCAAGAAUCCGGGCGAGGCGAAGCAGGAGAGCACCGCCUCCCAGCCGGACCUCGCCUCGCAGCACAGGGGGUCUGUAGAGUCCGCCAGCCCGUCUUGCGGCGGUGCUGCCGACAUCGACGAGCUCUCGGAGCCCGGGCUGGACGUGUGGAAGGCUGCCUUCAACCGCUUCAAGGCUCCGGGCGAGCUUGAGGCGCACGUGGACCAGCUCGGCGAGUUGCUCUGCUUCCUGGGGCACGGGCUCACACUUCCGGAGCACUACAGGCCGCUGCUGAGCGAUGUCACGAACUACCACCGCUUCGACUUCGAGGAGUUCUGCAUUUUCAUGAGGAAGUACCAGAAGUGGGAGCGCCACAAGAUGCGAGAGAUCUUCCAAGAGUUCGAUACCGACGACAGCGGCGAGAUAUCGAUUCACGAGCUUCGGCCUCUGAUGGUCAGCCUGGGCCUGGUGCCGUUCACCGCCACCAUACGCGAGGCGUUGAUGGAGGUCGACGACGGAAACGCGCAACUCGGCUUCGAGGAGCUGUCCCACUUCCUGGCGGUAUACUCCGCGAAGCAGGGCUUCUCCUCCGCCGAGGCGAAAGAGCUCCGCAUGCACUUCGACCGCUUCGCCGGGCUGGACCCCAACCUCGACGGCGCCGAGGCCCUGGACCCCUCCGCGAUCAAGCCCGCAGGCUCGACGGCUUCAGGUGCGGGCGUCGGCUCUGGGACGCGAGCGGCGUCUCCGUCGAACCGCCUGCGGAGAGCCACACACAAGGCGAACGAGCCCACGGCUAUGGAGGACGUGCUGGCGCUGCCUUACGUGGAGACGGUCCUGACGCUGUGCUGCGGCCAUCAGCAGGCGCAGUUCGCGAAGGGCGUCGUGGAGAAGUUCUUGCACACCCAGGUGGGCCAGACGGCCUCGACCAACGUGGUCGACGGCCUGACGUUUGAGGAGUUCCUGAUCGUGGCCCGCAUGAUCCGCGAGUGCCAGCGCGAGCAGCUAAAGAAGGACAAUCCCGACAUGAUGGAGCGCUUGGCGGGCGCAGUUGAGGAUCAGACGAGGCACUCUACCGUGAUGUCACCGACCGUGUCCAGGGCGACCACGAUCAUGUCAGCCGUCACCUCUGAGAAGCUCGCCACUUCGGGCUUGUUCAAGGUUGCCGACGAGGAUGGCAACGGUAGUGUCUCCAUCUCUGAAUUGAAAGGUUUGCUCAAGAAACAGGGCUAUACGGCGCUCAAGCAGGUAAUCGCGGAGAUUUGUACGGAGCUCGUGGAGGAUUGGCACAUCGAUUACGAGCUCGAUUUCAACGAGUUGUUCGAUUUUCUUAUGAUCUUUCACCAGCGGGAGGGGUUCUUGAAGGCGGAGGUGGAGGCAUUCAAGCGGGUUUUCUUCGACCACGACGAGGACAACAGCGGCGAGGUCGGCACCAGCGAGCUCAGCAAGCUGCUGCGCUACCUCGGCUACCGUCACACCGCCUCGGACGUGCAGUCGUACAUCAUAGCCGCCGACCUCAACCAGAGCGGGCAGCUCGAUUGGCGCGAGUUCUUGCACCUCAUGCGCCGUUUCAAAGAGGCCGCGUGCGCGGAGGCCCAGAGGGUGUUCGAGGACCACGCAUCGUGGGUCCGCCUGGCGCCCGGCCGAGGCGUGGAGCGGGUGAUUGACCAGCGGGACCUCAGCAGCGCAUUGGAAGAGCUGGGGUACGAUCCCGCGGCGGCCGACAAGACGCUCCUGGGGGCCUUCUCGAUGCUCAGGCUGGACGACUUCAUCGGCGUCCUCGACGCCACGCGGGUGGAUUUCGUGGAGAGGGAGCGCGGGAAGGCCAGCUUCACCGAGGAUGAGCUCCUGUACUUCCACGGGAUCUUCAAUGAGCACGACAAAAGCAAGACUGGAGUCGUCGACGUCCUCGAGAUGGAGGCGAUCCUGAACAAGUUCGGCUGGGGCCCCACGGACAAGCAGGAACAGAUGUCGCUUGUCGCGAAGAUGCAGACCGCCAGGGAGCGGGCCCGCGACGCUGGGAUGCCCGGCGCGGUCGGCAGCGAGAGUGGGACGAGCUUCUGGGUCUUCGUGCAGCUGCUGCGCCUGCUGAACGACGAGCAGGACAGGAGGGAGGACGCACAGCUGCGGGCCCUCCGCGCCGAGCUGGGCUUCAGCGAGGUCGAGGUGGACCAGUUCCACCAGGUCUUCAGGCACUACGCCAAGCCCAAUCCGAAGUUCGUCAGCGGGCUCCAGAGAGGCGUGGCGCCCUACCUGCUGCCAGGCGACGGGGCCCGCAAGCUCAUCAGAUACCUGGGCGUGCCGGUGGGUGAGAGAGAGCCGGCGCUGGAGGAGAAGUUGGCCUCCCUGGACAAGAAGGGCCAGAAGGGCUUCCCCGUGCUGGAGUUUUGGCCGUUCUUGCGGCUGAUGCGGUGGCUCCUGGACACCAACUAUAAGGGUAUCAACGAUUCCGUCGCCAAGCUGGCGCGCCUCAAGGGCUUGCCAGCAGACGCGGACGUGAUCGUCGGAGCACCUCCGUAG